AUGGCCGGGUUCUGGCUCAUGGGUAGUGGAUUAGGUACGGAGAUCUCCCUCGCCAGCACCUGUUUCUAUUGUGAUGUGUCCGUCCGCGAUUUUAUGGUCCUGGUGUCUAGUGUUCCUGUGUUCACGUGUUCAAGUGUUCACCUGUUCCUGUGUUCACGUGUUCCUGUCUUUACGUGUUCCUGUGUUCCUGUGUUCACGUGUUUCAGGGUGGACAUGAAGCAUCGUUACCGUAGAGACCUGAUCAGAGGAGAGGCGGAGUCAACCAUGACCAAACAGAAACUUCAGGAGAGGAUGAGAGAGCAGUUUCAGAAGUCGAUGGGCGGAGCUCCAUCAUGGGCAGAGAACAAAAAGAAGAAGAAGAAGAAGAAGACAGCUGAUGAAGAUGAAGAUGAUGAUGAUGAUGAUGAUGACCUGAUGACGAGGACGGGAAACUUUGUGGCGUCUUCAGACAGUCUGCCGAGCGGCGUGCUGAGAGUGAAGAGGUGUGUUCAUGCGAACAGCGCUCGUCCGUCAGACGACAGGUUGACCUCCGUUCAGUUCCAUCCGUCCGCUCAGGUCGUCAUGACCGCCGGGCUCGACCAAUCGGUGUCCCUCUUCCAGGUGGACGGGAAGACGAACCCGAAGAUCCAGAGCAUCCACCUGCAGCGCUUCCCGGUCCACAAGGCUCGCUUCAGCCGUGACGGAGAGACGCUGAUCGCCACGGGCCUGAACAACAAGAUGUUCUACCUGUACGACAUGAUGGAGGGCCGGGUCACACCUGUGCACGCCGUCAGAGGUCUGAAUGAAUCCAGAGUGAGGGAGUUCUCUGUGUGUCCUGAAGGAGGCGCUCUGCUGCUGACUGGAACCAGCGGAUACCUGCACCUCCUCACUCUCAAGACGAAGGAGGUGGUCCGCAGUAUGAAGAUUAACGGUCAUGUCAGCGGCGUCGCCUUCUCACCUGACGGCAGCAAAGUCUUCACCAACUCAGACGAGGGCGAGGUGUAUGUGUGGGACCUGCGCAGCAGUCGGUGUGUGAACAGGUUCACGGAUGACGGCUGUGUGAGGGCGACGUCCAUCGCCGCCUCGCGGAGCGGACAGUACCUCGCCUGCGGCUCACAGUCGGGCGUGGUCAACAUCUACUCACAGGAGGCGUGUCUAAAUUUAGCCAAUCCCAAGCCUCUGAGGGCGGUGAUGAACCUGCUGACCUCAGCCACCUCUCUGACCUUUAACCCCUCCUCUGAGAUCCUCGCCAUCGCUUCCCGAGCCGAGGACGAGGCCAUACGCCUGGUCCACCUGCCCAGCCUCACCGUCUUCUCCAACUUCCCCGUCUCCAAGAAGAAGAUCGUCCAUCGGGCAAGCUGCCUCGACUUCUCCCCACACAGCGGCUUCUUCUCAUUGGCUAACAACAAAGGACACGCCCCUCUCUUCAGGUUGCUGCAUUACAAAGACUUCUGAGGAGCUGAAACAUCAAACCUGACCCGUGAAGGACCGGUCCGUGGUUCUGUCAUGAUCUCCACACGUCGUGUAAUCUGAUUACAUCUCAGCGUUUUUUAAUCAUGACGUCACAUGAUCAGGAACAGGAAGUUGACAGGACUUGGCUGGACAUGGAGAGAAGUGGAUCAGCUGAUCAGAUGUUUGUUUCCAUUGUUUGUAUGAAAAAUAUAAAAAUAUAAAAAUAUAAAACGUCAAAA
Messenger RNA from Larimichthys crocea (large yellow croaker), 1670 nucleotides. RefSeq names its product UTP18 small subunit processome component (gene utp18). The record is from RefSeq and is a predicted model, not a curated record. Lineage: Eukaryota; Metazoa; Chordata; Actinopteri; Sciaenidae. Bases 1 to 1434 code for a protein of 477 amino acids. The transcript has 11 exons. Gene Ontology annotation, cellular component: small-subunit processome; Pwp2p-containing subcomplex of 90S preribosome. Gene Ontology annotation, biological process: rRNA processing. Gene Ontology annotation, molecular function: protein binding.